CCUUUCGCACUGGUCGUGGUUUCGGUUGUGAGACGUCGGUGUGAACGAGGGGGUUUUCAGUUGGACGUAACAGCUAGCGUGAUGAGGCUAAGGUAGCACUAGCAACCAGCCAAGCAUCCACGGGUUUCGCUGCAGAGUUUAGCUGCCGGAUGCUCCCGGUCGUAGCCUACUGGCCGUCUUGACAUUUCCUCACCAUUCCCGGACGAAUUCGUGUCGACUGACCAGAGUCCGCGAAUUCAGGUCCAUUCCUUAGCUUUACCCCCCCCCCCCCCAACGCUAACGUAACUUAGCUUGCCGGCUAACGAGAGUGCACGCACGGAGAACCGGACCGACGAGAGUUCCACUUGAGGACCACACCCAGUCAAGAUGUCCCUUCAUCAGUUUCUGUUGGAACCCAUCACCUGCCACGCGUGGAACCACGACAGGACACAGAUUGCCAUCAGUCCAAACAACCAUGAAGUUCACAUCUACAAAAAGAGUGGCAACCAGUGGGUUAAGACUCAUGAAUUGAAGGAGCACAAUGGACACAUAACAGGAAUUGACUGGGCUCCCAAGAGUGACCGUAUCGUGACGUGUGGAGCGGACCGCAACGCCUAUGUGUGGUCCCAGAAGGAAGGAGUAUGGAAGCCCACACUGGUCAUCCUCAGGAUCAACCGAGCUGCCACCUUCGUCAAGUGGUCCCCACUGGAGAACAAGUUUGCCGUUGGGAGCGGCGCUCGACUCAUCUCAGUCUGCUACUUUGAGUCUGAGAACGACUGGUGGGUGAGUAAGCAUAUCAAGAAGCCAGUACGCUCCACCAUCCUCAGUCUGGACUGGCAUCCCAACAACAUCCUGCUGGCCGCGGGAUCCUGUGACUUCAAAUGCAGGGUGUUCUCAGCCUACAUUAAGGAGGUGGAAGAGAAACCCGGCCCCACACCCUGGGGCAGCAAAAUGCCAUUUGGCGCUGUGCUCGCAGAAUUUGGAGGAGCGGGUGGGGGGGGCUGGGUCCACUCUGUCGCUUUCUCAGCCUCUGGUAACCGGCUGGCCUGGGUCAGCCAUGACAGCACUGUCACCGUGGUGGACAGCUCGAAGACGGCCAGUCCUUCGCAGUUGAAGACGGACUUCCUGCCUCUCCUCAGCGUCAUCUUUGUUUCCGAGAACAGUCUAGUAGCUGCGGGCCACGACUGUUGCCCCAUGCUGUUCCGCUGCGACGACGGUGGAACGCUGACGUUUGUGUCGAAGCUCGACCUCCCCAAGCAGAGCAUCCAGAGGAACAUCUCCGCCAUGGAGCGCUUCAGGAACAUGGACAAGAGAGCCACCACGGAGGACCGCAACACUGCACUGGACACACUGCACCAGAACAGCAUCACCCAAGUGUCUAUCUAUGAAGGAGACAAAAGGGAUUGUCGCAAGUUCUGCACCACAGGCAUCGAUGGUGCGAUGACCAUUUGGGACUUCAAGAGUCUAGAAGCUUCUAUCCAGGGCCUCCGCAUCAUGUGAAGAUAUCUUGUAGAUGAAUGAAGAAACGCAGCAGGCCUCACUUCUCCCUCCCUCCCCCCCCCCGCCCUUCCUCUCCUCCUCACCCCCUCUGCUCCUGCGACGCAGCCAGUAACGCACACAACCGACCACCUAAUGAGUGUCUGCAGAAGCACUGAUCAGACCAUGACGCACUCGUAUGGGUGUGUGCAAACACUCACUCACUCACGCACACACUACACAAACACGCAUACGCUACACACACACACACACACACACAGACUGAGCUAACGUGUGACAUCACUGUUAAUUUCUUUUCUUUUUUUUUUAAUGAAGGUUAACCAGGUGUCGGAGUGGAAAAGGUCCCCUGACACGUAUUAAAACGUGACGUGAAAUGUGUGUGUUUUUUUAUGUUCUUUAACCUCCUGUACCAAAAGUUGAACACUAAACGGUGCGUUUUAUCCAAAAGUCGGGACUGUAUUUCUCCUUUGGAUCGACCUCAACAUGAUCUCUGAAUAUCAAUGUUUAGUAGAAAGCAGGACGUGACGCUUCUCUUGCUGGCGCGCGGUAGAUCUUCCUCAGCAGGGGAAGGCAUCGUUUGGGAUUUGAGGCUCGGCGUUAUUGAUAUCCGGAGGUCAUGUUGCUGCAGAGAGCUGUACAGGGUCUGAUGGUGGAGAGAGAAAGCAGCAGUGCGGAGUCACGGCCGGCCAGCGCUCGGCUCUCUAGCUGCUUCACUAAAACCACAAAAGAUGGAGGAUUUCUAUGUAACCGAUCAUGAGGUAGACAUAAAAUAAAGAUGAAGUACAUUUAAAGUACACAA
This is a messenger RNA of Gasterosteus aculeatus aculeatus (three-spined stickleback), 2275 nucleotides long. Its product is annotated as actin-related protein 2/3 complex subunit 1A. Gene Ontology annotation, cellular component: actin cytoskeleton; Arp2/3 protein complex. Gene Ontology annotation, biological process: Arp2/3 complex-mediated actin nucleation. Lineage: Eukaryota; Metazoa; Chordata; Actinopteri; Perciformes; Gasterosteidae. The record is from RefSeq and is a predicted model, not a curated record. Gene Ontology annotation, molecular function: actin filament binding.